Molecule: messenger RNA, 4297 nt
Organism: Ctenopharyngodon idella (grass carp)
Lineage: Eukaryota; Metazoa; Chordata; Actinopteri; Cypriniformes; Xenocyprididae
Product: Glyco_hydro_56 domain-containing protein
Exons: 5
Coding region: 909-2438 (509 amino acids)
Biological process (GO): carbohydrate metabolic process; hyaluronan catabolic process
Molecular function (GO): hyalurononglucosaminidase activity
Source: RefSeq, a predicted model, not a curated record
CAAACCUAUCAAGAUAGAACUAUCUUUCUUUACCUCUUCAAAAUGCUCAGUGUUUAGACACCAAAAAUGUCACAUUUAUGAAUUUACAUUUCAGUCUAGACACGAGAAAGACCAAACCCUCAACCUAGAAUGAGAGCAGGCACAAAAACCAAAUCCUUCUCUUGUCAUAGAGACUUCAGGAUUAUGCCAGAUUUGGAUGAUAUAAUUGUGAACAAUCUUCCCAGUGAUCCUCUUCAGGAAUUAGGAUUAAACUGACAGAGAAAUGAGAAAGAAAGGAGCAGAAGAAAGGCAGAAACCAGAGAUUAAAAAAAAGAAGAGAUAUGAAAGUCUGAUAUGAGGGUCAUUCAUGAAAGUUUCAUGACAUGUAUGAUGGAGAAUGAAAAGAAAGCAGCAGUCAGUGCAUUUUAUAGUGCGCAUUUACUUUUUUUGAGUGUAUGUCUGUUUGACUCUGGGUGUGUUUGCUGUUUAGGAGGGAGUGCUGGAUUAAGGGAUUACGGUGAGUCUGAUCAUGUGAUUGUCAUGGUCUGUGGUGACCCUGCUUACUAACAGAUUACCCUGGUGAAGGUGAGGUAGCCUGCUUUUCUCUCUAUUUCCUCCUCCUGUCACUUCAUCCAUCCUUUUGUCAGGACAGCCUGUCUUCUCAUCCCUCAUGGUCAGGCUGAAGUUUCUCCCUUCUGUGGCUUCCUGUUCUGAGCCACCUGAACACUCAAACCUGCACAGAAACACUCAUUUCUUAUUAUUACCCAUCCAGGGGAGUCCUCUUCAUCUUGACCUUUGCUUCUGGAUUCUUUGACCUGGAGCUCCAGGCACACACAACUGAUCUAUCAAUGCAGAGAUAUCAUCCCUCUCCAAGGAAGCUUUUGUGUGAGUUUUUGGGUCAGGGACCCUGAAACUUCUUACUCAGCUCCAUGGCUGAAAGAAAACACACAUUCAACCUCCUCUCCCUUUCUCAUCUAUUCCUCCACCUCUGUCUCUUCACUCCUGCAUGUGUCUGUGGUCCUGCCCGGGCUCCUCUCCUCGCCGGCCAGCCUUUCCUUGUGCUGUGGGGGGUUCCAGAUAAAGACUGUUUGGGUCGGCCAGACCCAGCGGCAUUUGGGAUGGAGUGGGAAGGCCGUGUUGCGAUAUUUUAUGAGGACACACUAGGUCUUUACCCGUAUUUCACUACGCAGGAUUGUCCUGUCAACGGUGGCCUACCACAACACACCAGCCUUGACCUUCACCUCCAGAAGGUGGAGGGCGACCUGACAGCCUCAUUACCCCAGACAGGAGCACCUGGGUUGGGGGUGCUGCGCUGGCAGGAGUGGGCACCUCAGUGGAACAGGAACAAGGGAAAUAAAGCAAAGUAUCUUGUGGAGUCGAGGGCACUUCUCCGGGGUUUUUUUCCAGACUGGAGCACAGAGGAAGUGGAGAAAUGGUCUCAGGUGGACUUUGAAGCAGCAGCACAGUCUAUAAUGAUGGAAACCUUGCGGGAGGUGAAGAGACUCCGCCCACAAAGAUUAUGGGGCAUGGCCUCGUAUCCUAACUGUUACAACUUUGACUCCACCCAGAUAGCAUUAGCCAAUUAUACGGGACGGUGCCCUGCGGCAGAAAUGGCCCUUAAUGAUGAGUUGAUGUGGCUGUGGAAACGUAGCGGUGCCCUUUAUCCAGUCCUCUCUCUGGAGAAGCUGCCAGAGGGAACUAAAGGGGCGUGGCUUUACGCAACCAAUCAGAUCAGAGAGGCUUUACGAGUGGCAGCUCUUGCAGGGACUACCUUCGAUCUACCUGUGUUUCCGCUGAUCAAGAUUGUGUACAGAUCUUCUAACUCCUUUCUCUCAGAGACUGACCUGGUGAAUACAAUUGGAGAAAGUGCUGCUAUGGGAGCAUCUGGAGUCAUUAUAUGGGAAAAAUCCUUAGCAGUUAAAACACAGAAAUCCUGCUCCGAGUUUGGCUUGUACGUUCGUCAGGUUCUCGGCCCUUAUGCUGUCAAUGUGACCACCGCAGCGCGUCUGUGUGGAGUCUCACUGUGUCAGGGCCGUGGACGCUGUGUGCGUAAGAAACCUGAGGACCCCACAUACCUGCAUCUUCCCUCGGCCAACUUUAUGCUUCUCCCAAACGGGGCAGAAGGUGUCCGGGCCACGGGAGAGCUUCCCACUGCUUAUGUGGACCUCUGGAAGAAGAACUUCCGGUGCCAGAUGUUCGAAGCCUUGGAGGGUACGGCAGCCGAUCAAGAAUCAGGCGCGGUGAUGGAAAAUAGAAGAAAAAUAACAUCGCCAACAGUAAAGACAGUGAUUGGGAGCCAGAGUCAGAGUACAGUGCUUCCAGUGGUUCCAGUGACAGUAGUGCCUACCAAGCAGAUGGCGGACAGUGGAAGUUCUGCACUUAAAACUCCCGUAAUCCUUCUCUCUUUGCUGGUUCUCUUCAGCCUCAUUAUGUUUGACGUUGUGGGAGCUGGAGUGUGACGGGACUUUUUUGAACCCCAGUUCGCCUUGACUUUAAUUGCACAUUGCAAAAAAAAAAAAAAAAAAAAAAAAAAAAAAGAUGGGUUUAAAUCUGAAUAUGACUGAAUGAACAGAUCUGUUCUGAAUCACCACUUGAAAAUGAACAAUAACUAAGAUAGUUUUUUUUUUUUUUUUUUUUUUACAAAAUGACCCUGAAUGGUUUUUGAAUUAGCUACCUUCUAUAGAGUACUGUAACUAAUAGGCUCAGUCAAAACAGACUAGCUAAGUGCCGAAUAAAUUUUUAUACAGAUAAAAUAUGAAAUUAUUUUGUUUCUGCUUUUGAACCAAAAGAUUUGAGACCUUAUGCCUUCUUUAUACCUUCUGUUUCCAUCAUGAAUAGCAUUUACUUUAUAUAAUACACUACCAUUCAAAGGUUGGGGUAAUAUUUUUUUGAAAAAAAAAAAAAGAUACUUAUUUUCAGAAAAGAUGCAUUUAAUUGAUCGAAAAUGACAGUAAAGACUUGUACAUUGUUAAAAAUAUAUUUUCUAUUACAAAUAAAUUGUUCUUUUGAACUUUCUAUUAAUCAGAGAAUCCUAUAAAAAUGUAUGUUUCCACAAAAAUAUUAACUAUUUUCAACAUUGAUAGUAAUAAAAAAUAUUUCUUAAACUCUAAAUUAGCAUAUUAGAAUGAUUUUUAAAGGAUCAUGUGACAAUAAAGACUGGAGUAAUGAUGCUGAAAAUUCAGCUUUGCCAUCACAGGAAUAAAUGACAUUUUAAAUAUAUAUUAUAGAAAUCAGAUCAAUUGUAAUACCAUUUUACUGUAUUUUCUAUCAAAUAAAUGCACCCUUGGUGAGCAUAAAAGUCUUUCAAAAACAUAAAAAAAUCUUGCUGGCCGCAAAUUCUUGAAUGGUAAUGUAGUUAUUAAACACUUGUAGCACCACAAGCUCAGACGUGGGCAAAAAUGUGAAUUUAUUUGUUCAUCACAUGCUACAACGUCAAACCUGUGUAUCAGGACAGCGAUAUCACAAUCAUGAGAUGUCCGGAAUGUAGCCGGGUCAGGGUGUAACUAGCCUCUAUCUGCCUGAACUGAAAUCUAAUCAAAUGUUUAGUCUCCAUUUUGACAUUGUAAAAACAGAAACCAGUCAAGUUUACACUUAAUCUGAGCAGCCUGUACAAAACAACACUGUUCUCCAUCAUGAAAAUGUAAAGCCUUUUCAAACAUUUACUGACAGAUAUGAAUGACUACUAAGCAAAUCUGGUGGUUUAUUAAAUAAAAAAAUAUUAACUAGAGGAGGAUGAAAAGAAAAACUAUAAUGUCCAAUUCAAUAAUAAACAUGUGUAUAUCUAGGCGUUUACGUAUCUGUGCAUUCAUCUGUGAUUAUUAGGGUUUAUAAGGGAUUAUACGCAAAACCUUUUUAUCCACCAGUGUAAAAUAAUCCUGCUAAGGCCAUAUGAGGACACAAACAAUCUCUCUCCCUCUGUCUCACACACACACACACACACACACGCUGCGCACCAUCCCUGAUAAUUUAGCCCUGAGUCAUAGUGCAGAUCCGGAUCCAGCUGUAACUUGAACUCUGCAAAUAGGAGUAAACUCGUAUAAGAACAAAUGUAUGUCAAAAAGCAAACUAUUUCAACCCUAAAAAUGUAGAGAGAAGAGGCACAAAAAAAUUAAGUAGAUCAUUCUAGCAAAUUUAUUUUGGUUUAUAUAAUAAUUUAAAAUACACAUUAAUGACAGAUUGUUGGACAAAUCAGGGUUAUAGUUAGCAAGACACCAAUAAAAGAAAGAGAGAGAGACGGUUCAAACAGGGCCAGACAGAGAAAGGUCAUCAACUUUCAUCCAUCCUGUUGUUGUUUUUUUUUUGUUUUUUUCACACCCAC